AUGGGUUGCGUUCUGCUGUUACUACUAUUUUCUGCUCCUGUCCUGAGCCUCGUUAAUGGAAUCAACGUAGAACAAGAUUUCAGCUGGCAGUUAACAAAAGUACCGCAGAUUGUGAAAGGGAAGACUUUGUCCCUGGAGAGCCCUGCAUUUGAAGCCAGUGCCAGAUUGGAGCUGAGAGGCGUAUGUGGGAUUGAAUGCCAGCGGAGGCUCCCGGGGCCGCAUCUGUCUGAUAUUAACGAGCUGCUCUCCUAUGAGACGGUCUUUGAGAACGGCACACGGACCCUGACAGAAGUGAGCGUCCUGGGGGCAGAGCUUGACCCCGUUGCAAACGCCACCGCAGAGGUGUUAUCGAGACGAAAGAGGCAAGUGUAUGGCACCGACAGCAGGUUCAGUAUUUCGGACACGCGCUUCCUGACCAACUUCCCUUUCAAUACGGCCGUGAAGAUCUCCACGGGCUGCAGCGGCAUUCUCGUUUCCCCGAAGCAUGUGCUGACGGCUGCUCACUGUGUGCAUGAUGGGAAAGAAUACAUCAAAGGCAGCAAGAAGCUGAGAGUGGGCUUAUUGAAGCUGAAAUCCAAAGGCAGUAGUAGCAAGAAACACCGGGGUUCCAGAAGGAGUAAAAGGGAGGAACUGGAUCUCAAGGCUUCUCACACAACUGCCGAACAGCUGAAGCGGGGAUCCAGCAGUAGAGCUGGCCGAAGACAAAAGGCAUCUGGGAUGAGUGAGAAGAAAUCUGAGCGUAAGCCCUCUUUCCAGUGGACACGAGUAAAAAGUACACAGAUCCCCAAAGGCUGGUUGAGAGAUGUAGCAGGAGAUGUGGCCAUAGAUUAUGAUUAUGCCGUGCUGGAGCUCAAGCGCCCCCACAAGAAGAAAUACAUGGAUCUGGGCAUCAGUCCAGAUAGCAAGAUGAUGCCUGGAAGCAUGAUCCACUUCUCUGGGUUCGACGCCGACCGAUCUGGCCAGCUGGUCUAUCGAUUUUGUAGUGUGUCCGAUGAAUCUAGUGAUCUCUUCUACCAGCAUUGUGAUGCCGAGUCUGGCUCUACGGGAUCUGGAAUCUACCUGCGCCUUAAAGAAGGAGACAAAAAGAAAUGGAAGCGCAAAAUCAUUGCUAUUUACUCAGGUCAUCAGUGGGUGGAUGUCAACGGAGAGCAGCAGGAUUACAAUGUGGCAGUUCGAAUAACUCCCCUCAAAUAUGCCCAGAUUUGCCUCUGGAUACACGGGACUGACAAGAACUGUGUACAGGGCUGAUG
Molecule: messenger RNA, 1250 nt
Organism: Euleptes europaea (tarantolino)
Lineage: Eukaryota; Metazoa; Chordata; Lepidosauria; Squamata; Sphaerodactylidae
Gene: PRSS35
Product: serine protease 35
Exons: 1
Coding region: 1-1248 (415 amino acids)
Biological process (GO): proteolysis
Molecular function (GO): serine-type endopeptidase activity
Source: RefSeq, a predicted model, not a curated record